AUGUCUUUAAUUAAGGUCAUCUUCUUGAUUUUCUCUUUGUCGCUAUUGGGGCUUGGGCAAGCUAAGCUACCUUCGUUCAUACAUAAGGCUCCACCCAUUCCCCCUCCUAGCGAGGAAACACUCGUGAAAAGGGAUUCAGUUCCUGCGGGAUAUGUUGCUGUUCCAUAUUACCCUUCGCCGAAAGGUGGUUGGGUUAGUAGCUGGACAUCAGCAUAUGCAAAGGCACAAACUGUAGUUGCACAAAUGACAUUGGCCGAAAAGGUCAAUCUCACGACUGGAAUUGGAGAACUUAUGGGAAGAUGUGUUGGCAAUACAGGCUCUGCACUAAGAUUCGGUAUUCCCAGUCUUUGUUUACAAGACUCGGCACUUGGUAUAGCUGCAACCGACUUCAAUACUGCUUUCCCCGCCGGCAUUACCACCGGUGCAACAUGGAGCAAAGAUUUAGCCUAUCAACGAGGUCUCGCGCUAGGUGCAGAAGCACGAGGAAAGGGGGUCAACAUUCUUCUAGGUCCAACAAUUGGUCCAAUUGGAAGGAAACCGCGUGGUGGUCGAAAUUGGGAAGGAUUUGGCGCUGACCCCGUCCUUCAAGGAGUAGGCGCUGCCCAAACAAUCAAUGGAAUUCAAGCGAAUGGCGUCAUAUCAGUUCUCAAGCACUUCAUUGGAAAUGAACAAGAAGCAUACCGAAUGGAUAUCAUCCCUCAUGGGUUGAUGAAAGCUCUCAGUAGUAAUAUCGAUGACAGAACUCUUCAUGAGUUUUAUAUGUGGCCCUUUGCGGAGGGUAUUAGAGCUGGAGUUGGAGCUGUUAUGACAAGUUACAAUGAUGUCAACGGAAGCGCGGCAAGUCAGAAUUCCUACCUGAUCAAUAACCUUCUCAAGGAUGAACUUGGCUUCCAAGGCCUGGUUAUGACGGAUUGGCUAGCCCAGAUUGGUGGUGUCUCGUCUGCUUUGGCUGGUCUCGACAUGGCCAUGCCUGGGGAUGGUGGAAUUCCCUUCCUCGGCGAAGCAUACUGGGCAUAUGAACUCUCAACUGCUAUUUUGAACGGAACUGUUCCAGUCGAUCGAUUGAAUGAUAUGGUUACCCGAAUCGUUGCAACUUGGUAUCAACUUGGACAGGACAAAAGUUUUCCGCCACCAAAUUUCUCCGCGAAUACUUUGGACACUAACGGACCAUGUUAUCCAGCAGCAUUGUUUUCUCCAACAUGCACGGUAAACUCACAUGUAAACGUUCAAUCCGAUCAUGCUGUCAUUUCUCAAAAUAUCUCGAGAGAAGCAAUAACCCUUUUGAAAAAUGUCAAUAACACGCUACCUCUCUCAACCUCCUCAGCUUUGAAAGUUUUUGGUUCAGAUUCCGCAAAUAAUCCUGCAGGUCCUAAUGCUUGCAAUCAAAGGGGUUGUGAUAUCGGUACUCUCGGCAUGGGGUGGGGUUCAGGCACUGCUAAUUAUCCAUACCUUGAUGCACCUAUUGAUGCAAUCAAGCGAAAAGCUUCUAAUGUCUAUUAUUCGAGUAGUAAUAGCUUCCCAUCUGGUUUGACUGCUCUCCCCGGGGAUAUUGCCAUUGUCUUUAUCAACAGUGAUUCUGGAGAAAAUUCAAUAACCGUGGAAGGUAACAAUGGAGAUCGUUCAUCGUCAGGGUUAUAUGCGUGGCACAAUGGCGAUGCACUUAUUCAAGCAGCCGCAGCGAAAUACUCCACUGUAGUGGUAGUUGUUCACACAGUAGGACCGAUUCUUGUUGAGAAGUGGAUAAAUCUUGCUUCGGUCAAAGCAGUACUCUUUGCCCAUCUUCCGGGUCAAGAAGCUGGAAAUUCAUUGACGGAUAUUCUUUUCGGUGCAUACUCACCUAGUGGUCAUUUACCUUAUUCUAUUCCUGUCUCAGAAAGCAAUUACCCAUCCUCUGUUAGUCUUGUCGGAUUCGCGCUUGGCCAGGUUCAGGACACUUUCUCUGAAGGUCUGUAUGUCGAUUAUCGAUAUCUUAACAAGCAUGCUAUUAGCCCUCGUUUCCCAUUCGGCCACGGACUUUCCUACACUACAUUCUCAAGAACAGCUGCUCUCGCAGCCGGAAAAGCACUCACACCAGUUCCUCCGGCUCGAGCAGCUAAAGGUUCAACCCCAAUAUAUAGUGCAGCCAUUCCUUCCGCGGCAGAAGUCGCCUGGCCAGCAGGUUUCUCUGCUAUAGGACGAUAUCUCUACCCAUAUCUCGACAAUCCCUCGAACAUCAAGUCAGGUACAUUUGCCUACCCUACCGGCUAUACCAAUGUUUCCAAACCCGAUCCUCCAUCUGGUGGGUGUCAGGGUGGAAAUCCUGCACUCUGGGAUGUCAUGUUCACUCUUUCCGUCACAGUGACCAAUACUGGCCCCGUAGCUGGUAAAUCUGUCGCCCAGCUUUACGUUCAAUAUCCCUCCGAUUCUGCAUAUGACACUCCCAUCAUUCAGCUGCGAGACUAUGCUAAAACGGAGACUCUGGUUACAGGUGGGAAACAGGUUUUAUCCCUUGUAGUUACGAGAAAAGAUAUCAGUGUCUGGGAUGUGACGAAACAGAACUGGGUGAUUCCGGUCUCUACGACGAAGCCAUUUGUGUUUUGGGUUGGAGAUAGUUCGGGCAACUUAACUUUGGCUUGUGAGAGUAUUAGUGGAGCAUGUAGUGCAAGUAGGACGCCGCCUGUGGUUUAG
This is a messenger RNA of Sclerotinia borealis F-4128, 2667 nucleotides long. Lineage: Eukaryota; Fungi; Ascomycota; Leotiomycetes; Helotiales; Sclerotiniaceae. The record is from the annotation of a GenBank genome assembly.